GAACCGGCGGCGACUGGAGCGGCCAGGCGGGAAGGUUGGUUACUCGGCCAAGGGAAGUUCCCCCCCCACGCCUCAGCUGGGCCUCUGGGAAAGGACGCGGUGAGUCCCCGAAACCCCUAAACUAAAGACGUUAACGUCCGCAGCCCGGACCGGAUUUUGAUGAUCUGCAGUGAGUGACACUGUAAUUCCAUAAGCCUGGAAAUUAACAAAAACACUUUCUAAAACAUCAAAGUUAUUCUUAAGCACAGCCAUGGCUCGUGGACCCAAGAAACACCUAAAACGUGUGGCCGCUCCAAAGCAUUGGAUGCUGGAUAAACUCACUGGGGUGUUUGCCCCUCGUCCUUCCACGGGACCCCACAAGCUGAGAGAGUGUCUCCCUCUCAUAAUUUUUCUAAGGAACAGACUUAAGUAUGCUCUAACAGGAGACGAAGUGAAGAAGAUAUGCAUGCAGCGUUUCAUUAAGAUUGAUGGCAAGGUCCGCACUGAUAUAACCUACCCUGCAGGCUUUAUGGAUGUCAUCAGUAUUGCCAAGACUGGUGAAAAUUUUCGUCUUAUCUAUGACACCAAGGGUCGCUUUGCUGUCCAUCGUAUUACACCUGAGGAAGCUAAGUACAAGUUGUGCAAAGUGAGGAAGACCUUUGUAGGCACCAAAGGAAUCCCUCAUCUGGUGACCCAUGAUGCUCACACUAUCCGUUAUCCUGAUCCCCUCAUCAAGGUGAAUGAUACCGUUCAGAUUGAUUUGGAAACUGGCAAAAUCACUGAUUUCAUCAAGUUUGACACUGGUAAUUUGUGCAUGGUGACUGGAGGUGCUAACCUGGGAAGAAUUGGUGUCAUCACCAACAGAGAGAAGCAUCCUGGUUCUUUUGAUGUGGUCCAUGUAAAGGAUGCCAAUGGCAAUAGCUUUGCCACUCGCCUGUCCAACAUUUUUGUUAUUGGCAAAGGCAAUAAACCGUGGAUUUCUCUUCCUAGAGGAAAAGGUAUCCGCCUCACUAUUGCUGAAGAGAGAGACAAAAGACUGGCUGCCAAACAGAGCAGUGGGUGAAUUGUUUUCUAAAUGAUAAUUGAAAUAAAAAUUCUCCGUUGAAAUAAAACCUUAAUCUAAAAUAAAUACCUAAAUUUUUUUCUUGAAUAA
Erinaceus europaeus (western European hedgehog) is the source of this 1132-nucleotide messenger RNA. Its product is annotated as small ribosomal subunit protein eS4, X isoform-like. The transcript is spliced from 3 exons. Gene Ontology annotation, molecular function: structural constituent of ribosome; RNA binding. Gene Ontology annotation, biological process: translation. The record is from RefSeq and is a predicted model, not a curated record. The coding region runs from base 251 to 1042 and encodes 263 amino acids. NCBI's taxonomy places the organism in Eukaryota, Metazoa, Chordata, Mammalia, Eulipotyphla, Erinaceidae. Gene Ontology annotation, cellular component: ribosome; cytosolic small ribosomal subunit.